AUGAGCAAUGGCGCCCCAAUCGACUCCUUAGUCCUCGAGACAAAAACCCACGAAACUUCCACCAACGAACCUAAUACGUCUACAUCCCAUCCUUCACGCGAAUACGACUCGAGGUUCUCUCAGACGAACGGAUUUAACAUGAAAAAUUCAAGGAGGGGGCAAGUCUCUGUGGCAGUGGAUCCAGUCGCAUUGAUCACUACAGAAUGUAUCACAGUAACAUCUGCGAUGCGAAAGCAUGCAAGGUGGGCGCAUUCUUCUGUUUCUGCAAUUCUGGGCGGAAGCUCGACACCUAUGUCUCCAAGCUUCCAAUCAAGGCCGACCACACCCCGCGACGAUAACGUAGGCAAGAGAGUGACAAGGCCCGGGACUUCUAAUGGCUUCGUGGAUAUGGCAGACGAAGGAGGCCUGGCCAACCGAUGGGGCCUUCGAGGGAAGAAGGGCAAGAGUAUGCAAGAUAAUCCUUUGAUGGCGGGAUUCGGACGAUUGAGGCGCGAAUUGACAGGAUGUAAAGAUAUACACCAAUUCGAUACGCCGUCACUAUUGCACCCCUUCCUUCAAGUAAUUCAAGCAUCUGCUACUUCCGCGCCUAUUACCUCUCUUGCACUUGUCGCCAUCACGAAAUUCUUCUCCUACAAUUUAAUAAGUCCCGAGUCUCCACGACUUUCAAUAGCUAUGCAAUCACUAUCUGCCGCCAUAACGCAUUGCCGAUUCGAAGCCAGUGAUUCUGCUGCCGAUGAAAUUGUACUUUUGCGGAUACUGAAGCUUAUGGAGGGUAUGCUAUCAGGUCCAGGAGGUGACCUUCUUAGUGACGAGAGUGUUUGUGAGAUGAUGGAAACAGGCCUCAGUAUGUGUUGCCAGUCAAGGCUUUCUGAACUUUUGCGACGCUCGGCGGAAAUGUCGAUGGCGAAGAUGUGCCAGGUCAUCUUCGAACGGCUAAAGCAUCUGGAAAUUGAAGCUGGCGAUGAAAUGGACGCCUUGGAUGAGAAGACCAAAGAAGAUAUGGAUACUGUAAAGAUGGACCCUUCUGCGAAUAAGAACGAUGCUGUGAAGUCCUCCUUGGCUGCCCCUCCAAGCGAGACUCGACCGUCAACGAGCUUUGAGAAAACGAGAGGUGCUCUGGCAGGAACUAGUUCUUUGGAUCUGGGUUUAGCGCCUGCUUCCGAAGCUUCUGAUGAUACCCCAGUAAAACCAUAUUCCCUACCGUCAAUCCGGGAAUUGUUUAGAGUCUUGGUGGAUUUACUGGACCCGCAUGACCGACAGCAUGCAGACACUAUGAGGGUUAUGGCUCUACGUAUCAUCGAUGUAGCUUUGGAAGUAGCUGGCCCUUCGAUAGCAAAACACCCAAGCCUUGCCAAUCUAGCGGAGGAUCGCUUGUGUCGGUAUUUGUUCCAACUCGUACGAUCCGACAACAUGGCGAUUCUCAAUGAGUCACUGAUAGUCACUGGAACUCUUUUGGCCACUUGUCGUGGUGUCUUAAAAUUGCAACAAGAGCUCUUCCUCUCAUACCUUGUUGCUUGUUUACAUCCCCGUGUCGAGAUUCCCCGAGAACCUGGCAUAGAUCCUUCCCUAUAUGUUGGAAUUCCACAGACCCCUAAACUGGUGAAGCCUCCGCCAUCACAGGCAAGUAGUGGAAGGUCAACCCCAGUUCCUGUCAAAGACAGACAAAAGCUUGGCAUGGAGGGCGGCUCUCGAAAGCCAGAUGCUAGGGAAGCUAUGGUGGAGAGUGUCGGGGCUCUUGCUCGGAUACCUAGCUUCAUGGUUGAGUUGCAUGUCAAUUACGAUUGUGCAACCGAUAGGAGCGAUCUUUGCGAAGACAUGGUCGGGCUGUUAUCAAGAAAUGCUAUCCCAGACUCUGCCACCUGGAGUACAACCAGUGUGCCGCCAUUAUGUCUAGAUGCCCUCCUCGGUUACAUUCAGUUCAUAGCUGAAAGACUCGACGAUGAGCCAAAAUACACGGGUUACCCGGGCGUGGAGCACCUACGCGAACAAAAGCGGAGGAAAAAGAUAAUCAUUCAAGGAGCAUCGAAGUUCAAUGAAAAUCCAAAAGAUGGAUUGGCAUACCUCAGUGCUCAUGGGAUCAUCGAAGAUUCGAAAGAUGCCAAAUCGGUCGCGAAAUUCUUGAGAGGAACCGCCAGGAUAAAUAAAAAACAGUUUGGAGAAUACAUCUCGAAGAAAGGCAAUGAGCCAGUCCUCGAAGCUUUGAUGCGGGAGUUCAGAUUUAAUGGGAAACGAAUCGAUGAAGCUCUUCGCGAAUUACUGGAGUCAUUCCGCUUGCCCGGAGAGUCUGCGUUGAUUGAACGAAUCAUCACAGUGUUCUCGCAGCAAUACUUUGAAGAGGCAAAGCCGGAAGGUGUUGCCAAUGGGGAUGCAAUCUUCGUCCUCACGUAUGCUGUCAUCAUGCUGAAUACGGAUCAGCACAAUCCUAAUGUGCUCGACAAAAAUCGAAUGAAAUAUGAAAAUUUUGCUAGGAACCUAGGGGGAGUAAACAACGAAGCAGACUUUGACGAAAAAUACUUGCGGGACAUAUAUGAAUCGAUUAGGUCGAAUGAGAUUAUCUUACCUGACGAGCAUGAGAACAAACAUGCGUUUGACUAUGCUUGGAGAGAGCUCUUACUAAAGACAGAAUCGGCGGGCGAGCUUGUUCUGUGCGAUACAAAUAUUUUUGAUGCUGAUAUGUUUGCAGCAACUUGGAAACCCGUUGUCGCAACCUUGUCAUAUGUCUUCAUGUCUGCAAGUGAUGACGCAGUCUUCUCGAGGGUGAUUGCGGGUUUUGACCAGGUAGCACGAAUUGCUGGAAGGUACGGGCUAACGCAAGCCGUGGACAGAGUCGUUUAUUGUCUCAGCUACAUUACCUCGCUGGCAACUGGUAGCCCAUCCAAUCUUGCUCUUAACACGGAGGUCCAAGUUGGAGAGAAUAGCGUCAUGGUCAGUGAGCUAGCUGUUAAAUUUGGUCGUGACUUCAAGGCUCAAUUGGCCACUGUUGUUUUAUUUCGCAUCGUGGCCGGAAGUGAGACUGUUAUGAACAACAGCUGGAAGCAGAUUGUGCAAAUCUGGUUAAAUCUUUUUGUUAAUUCGUUGAUACCCCCUUUUUUCGCGCCAAAUCGUCUCGAAAUAUCGCCUAUACCGUUACAAAACCCGUCACAGAUAGUUGAUAGGGGACAGAAGCAAGCAGAGGCUGGCAUAUUCUCUGCGUUCACCUCGUAUAUCUCUAGCUAUGCAGCUGAUGAUCCACCAGAGCCCUCGGAUGAGGAACUAGAAAGUACUCUUUGCACGGUAGAUUGUGUGAAUGCAUGCUCUAUGGGGGAUGUCUUCGCCAACGUUGUGAACAUGCCCGUGGAAUCGCUGAAACCUCUGGUAAAGGCGUUGCUGGAUCAAUUGCCUGACGACCCUACAUCAAUAGUCAUAAGUGUGAAGUCCGAAACCGAUUCGCCUAUUUCACCCAAUGUACAAAAGGCUCCUAUGGGGCCACCGUACGAUCCUUCACACGUUUACCUCCUGGAAUUCUGUACAGUAUUGGCUCUGAGAGACAGCGAAACGAUAACAGCGCUUGGUGCCGAUGUUGCUGAGGCUCUGAUGAAUGUGAUGCGGAACGCCUCCAGCUACCAUAAUAUCAUGGUCUCCAGGACCGUUUUCUAUCUGCUCCAUCUUCUACACGCUAGCUAUGAACACUCGUUUAUUAGAGUACCAGUUGUACUUCAUACAGUAUCAGCCUUUAAGAAAGACCUCCUGGAAAAAUCCUCAUCCUUGGUUCUUCGAGGAUUAACUGAAUGUUUCAAGGAACCUGGUCCCCUGAGGAACGAAAUAAUGACUUCUCCAGACUUCUGGGUCAUUCUUCGAAACCUCGCAGGCACUUCUGAGUCCGCGAAGACCGUUUUCGAGAUUCUUGAGGGUGUUGCUGUCGGAUCACCGCCCACCGUCAUGGCCGACAACUACGAACCCGCAGUUAAGCUGUUGAACGACUUUGCAUCGGCUGGAAGCGUUGGGGCUACUGUCGAGCAAAAGAAGGACAAGAGGCCAAAAAGAGGACAACCAAAGAAAGCUCCAGAGAAGCAACCGGAAGUGGACGCCGCAGUUGCCAGGGGUGUGAAGGCGAUUUCGAUGAUUUACUCGUUAACAACAAGGAUACCAGUGCUAAUGGAUCAAUCGCAUCUCGAAAGCAAAGACGCAUGGGCAGCGUACUGGUCGCCGAUAUUUCGAGCACUUACAACUCAGUGCACAAACCCUUGCCGAGAGGUCAGGCAUCAGGCAUUUUCUUCACUGCAAAGAACCCUUCUGUCGCCUGAGUUAACCUCAGGAGAACACGAGGAGUGGACGGCGAUCUUCGGAGAAGUCUUAUUUCCCCUGAUUCAAAGACUCCUAAAGCCAGAGGUGUAUUCUUCAGAUCCUAUCGGUAUGAGCGAGACACGUGUGCAAGCGGCGACUCUGCUCUGUAGAAUCUUCUUGCAUUACUUGGUAUUACUCUCCAAGUGGGAUGGCAUGUUGGAUCUUUGGCUCAAGAUUCUCGAUAUCAUGGACAGAUUAAUGAACAGUGGGCAGGGGGAUAGCCUGGAGGAGGCUGUGCCCGAAAGUCUGAAGAACAUCCUGCUCGUGAUGUCCAGCAGCGGAUAUCUUGUUCCUCCAAGUCAAGACCCCGAGCACGAAAAGUUGUGGGUAGAAACUUGGAAGCGUAUUGACCGCUUUCUUCCUGAUCUUAAGAAAGAUCUCGACUUAGAAGCACCGAAAGAAGCCGAGAAACCGUUAGUUCCUCUGUCGCCUUCAGCGACCGAGGCAAAACCAGAAGAUGUGGUAGCGUCUGUGUCAUAG
Messenger RNA from Glarea lozoyensis ATCC 20868, 4803 nucleotides. Its product is annotated as Sec7. Gene Ontology annotation, molecular function: guanyl-nucleotide exchange factor activity. The record is from RefSeq and is a predicted model, not a curated record. The coding region runs from base 1 to 4803 and encodes 1600 amino acids. NCBI's taxonomy places the organism in Eukaryota, Fungi, Ascomycota, Leotiomycetes, Helotiales, Helotiaceae. The transcript is spliced from 6 exons. Gene Ontology annotation, biological process: regulation of ARF protein signal transduction.